Messenger RNA from Limanda limanda (common dab), 1320 nucleotides. RefSeq names its product sp9 transcription factor (gene sp9). Gene Ontology annotation, biological process: regulation of transcription by RNA polymerase II. Bases 1 to 1320 code for a protein of 439 amino acids. The record is from RefSeq and is a predicted model, not a curated record. The transcript has 2 exons. NCBI's taxonomy places the organism in Eukaryota, Metazoa, Chordata, Actinopteri, Pleuronectiformes, Pleuronectidae. Gene Ontology annotation, molecular function: DNA-binding transcription factor activity, RNA polymerase II-specific; RNA polymerase II cis-regulatory region sequence-specific DNA binding.
AUGGCUACGUCUAUACUUGGGGAAGAGCCACGGUUUGGAACUACACCUCUAGCGAUGCUGGCGGCAACCUGCAACAAAAUCGGCAACACCAGUCCCCUCACAACUCUACCCGACUCCAGCGCGUUCUCCAAAGGUGGAUUUCAUCCGUGGAAGAGAACCUCCUCCAGCUGCAACUUGGGCUCCAGCCUGUCCGGGUUCGCGGUGGCCACCAGCCGCGCGUCAUCGGGACUACCACCGACCAGUGGCUCCAGUAACAGCGCCUUCUGCCUAGCCUCCACCUCCCCGACCUCCUCCGCCUUCUCCACAGACUACAGCGGGCUGUUCUCCAACUCCGCCGGCGUCUCGGCGCAAGACUCGGGACAGUCGGCGUUUAUCUCCAAGGUCCACACGUCAGCAGAGACCCUGUACCCGCGGGUGGGCAUGGCGCACCCGUACGAGUCGUGGUACAAGUCCGGGUUCCACUCCACCAUCUCCGGCGAAGUAGCCAACGGAGCGUCGUCGUGGUGGGACGUGCACACGAACCCGGGGUCCUGGCUGGACGUGCAGAACCCCGCCGGCUCCCUCCAGUCCUCGCUGCACUCCGGGACGCCCCAGGCCAUCCACUCCCAGCUGAGCGGCUACAACCCGGACUUCUCCUCGCUGACCCACUCGGCGUUCAGCUCCACGGGGAUCAGCCCCUCCGCGUCCCACCUCCUGUCCACCGGCCAGCACCUGUUAACGCAGGACGGCUUCAAAACGGUCAUCCCCACGUACACGGACGCUUCUGCCGCCAACGCCAUGAUCUCUGGGGGCAGCUCGGGAAUAAGCAGCUCCUCCUCCAGGUCGUCCCGGCGGUACUCCGGCCGGGCGACGUGCGACUGUCCGAACUGCCAGGAGGCCGAGCGGCUGGGACCCGCCGGGGCCAGCCUGCGCAGGAAGGGCCUCCACAGCUGCCACAUCCCCGGCUGCGGCAAGGUGUACGGCAAGACGUCUCACCUCAAGGCGCACUUGAGGUGGCACACCGGCGAGAGGCCUUUUGUCUGCAACUGGCUUUUCUGCGGCAAAAGGUUCACUCGGUCCGAUGAGCUCCAGAGACACCUGAGGACUCACACCGGGGAGAAGCGGUUCGCCUGCCCGGUGUGCAACAAGCGCUUCAUGCGCAGUGACCAUUUGAGCAAGCACAUCAAAACGCACACGGCGGGCGGAAGCAAAAAGGGCAGCGACAGCGACACCGACACCAGCAACCUGGAGACCCCCAGGUCCGAGUCCCCAGAACUUAUUAUGGAGGGUGUGGAUCCCAGAAUCAAUGUCAAAGACCCGUCUCCUCACGACGAGCCCUGA